Cuscuta campestris is the source of this 3519-nucleotide messenger RNA. Lineage: Eukaryota; Viridiplantae; Streptophyta; Magnoliopsida; Solanales; Convolvulaceae. The record is from the annotation of a GenBank genome assembly.
AUAACAUCCGGUUUAGUUUCCUCCACAACAACCUCGGAAUCUGGUUCUUCAACGAAGACGUCAUUUUCAUCUUUGACUUGAAAAUCAGAGACGUCUUCAACAAUGACAAGCUGGUCGUUGAAGCUUUUCUUUUCCUCUUCAAAAAUUAUUUCUUCAAUCAAAACUUCUGCACGUGAAGCUUCUUCAUUAAUCUUGGCCCAUUCUUCAUACGGUACGGCAUGUUCAUUUGGGCAUAUCCAGUAGAUAUGACCAUAGCCACAACACUUGUAGCACCGUUGAGUUGGCCCUUGCAAUAUAACCUCAUUGGCGUAGAUGAUCUCCAGAUUUUUGAGCGGAUUUUCUUAAUGAAAUUUUUGUGUGAUGAGGCACUGAAUUCAGCCAUUUUCCGUGAACACCUUGAUCAAAGUGCCUCUGUAUCUGCGGAACUGCAGCAGAAGUUACGGUCACUGAAUUCUGAACUGAAGCUUUUGAAAGUGAUUGAACGUGGUGCUAGGAGUACUACAAUGUCUGGUUAUUUUAGACAGCUGGAUGAUGGUUCACAAAGGAAUGUGUUGGUGGAAAACAGUUACAGUUCAACAGACCAUUUAGAGGCAACUUGUGCAUUCUCUGUUAAUGAUCUAAAGUCUACCGAUGCUGAAAAUAAUUUACAAUAUCAGCAAGCUGUCAAAGAUAAGUGUCAAUUGGAUAAUUCUUUUCAGACACAAUGUAGCAAACACUUAGCCAGUUCACAAGAUGGGCUGGUGCAUGACAAUUUGUGUAGUAAUCUUGAUUUUCAGGAGUCACCAGAGGGCAGUUCCAAUACCUUGCCAUGUACUGUCCAGGUCCUGCCUGAGCAUAAUUCCACUAAUUCCUACAAUUGUGUGAAUCAGUCUUCUAAUGCUGGUGAUGUGAAUUUUUCUCAAGCCUUAAACAAUCAACUUGCAUCUCUGAAAGGUGAGAUUCAUUCAUUGCAGGAAUCAAUUGCCUUGAAAGAAGCCGAGCUUCAAAAUGUGUCUGUUAGAAAGGAAUUUUUGGGACGGGAUUCUGAGGGCACACCUUACUGGAUUCUUAGUACAGGUGAUUCUUACCUGCAGAUAGUAGCUAAUUCAGGUGUGAGUUCAAGGCAGAGGAUAUCUCAUAAUUUUUGUCAUUCAAGUUUGGAAAAUUCAAGGCAGACAGGUAGUUAUGGACUGGCAUCUGGAGACAAUUUUGGGAUCCCAAAUCUUUGUCAAUGGACAAUUUACCAAUCUGACCAGGACAUUAAAGAACUUAUGGAAUGGCUCAGAGAUAAUGAUUCAAGAGAGAGAGAGUUAAAGGAGUCGAUUUUCCAGCGCGUGGCCUGUAAAUCCAAGCACUCCAACUUGAUGGAUGGGCUGCUCCAGAAGAAAAAAGAACUAUGCACUUCAGACUCCUCGAAAGGCAGAAGAUAUUCUGAAACUGAUUAUCAUAUUACCAAAGCUAUGACGGUUUUAUCCAAGAAAUAUGGAUCUUGCGAAGAAAUGGAUGGAACGGAAGUCUUGAAGAACCCUGGUUUUCUAGUGAAAGACCUCUGUAAGGGUGGAAUAUAUAGGUGUCUAUGCCUAGAACCAUUAUGGGUUUCUAGGCCUCAUUGCUACUCAUGUCAUCUUACAUUCUCCUCUGCUGAGGAGCUGGCACAGCAUGCCAGUGACAAGUGCAUGCCCAACUCACAAGUGUAUGAGAGUAGCCAGGUAAUAGAACAUCCUUCCAAGUGCAAAAAAAUGACAAAAAGUGAACCCUGUCAAAACAAGUCCUCUGACGGUAAUGAUAUCAAUCAAGCAUCCAUGAGCAGGAGGCUAGCUAAUAUUGAAGAACCUGGAAUGAAGAAACACAGUAGCGAACCUGCUCCCAUUGAACAUCUUGACCAACCAGAAUGUGCAUUAAAUUUUGAAGAGAUCAAAGGGAAAUUCAUUGUUCAAAGUUCUCUCAAGGAGGAGGUGAAGAAAAUAGGUCUGAUUGGCUCGAAUGGUGUUCCAACCUUUAUUCAGUAUAGGUCUCCCUAUCUGGAUUAUCCUGACAUAGGAUUGUUAUCCAUGACAGAAGAUGAGGUUGCCACAAAAGCUACUAAUAAGGAGCAAUCAAAUGCUGGGCCAUGUAUUCCUCCCAAGACCCACGUCAUAGAUAAUCUACCAGGCCAUGCUGAAAAUGGCUUAUUUGAUGAUGAGCUGGAACUUGGGAAUGCAAGAUCGACACUGGCGAGUGAAAGACAAUGUUAUUCUGCCAAUGUUGAUAACCAAGUACCAGGAAUAAAUAAGAGCUUAACUGUUCGUGAGUCCUCUGUAAGACCAUUGGUAGGCAGGGAUCUUGAGAUUCUGAGGCAUCUAAAGAUCAACUUGAUUGACAUGGAUGCUUGUCUACCCCAAGAAGCUCUGAGAGCAUCAAGAUCAGACUCAGACAGAAGAUGUAUUUGGCGCACAUUUGUAAAAUCUGUGGCUACAGUUUAUGAGAUGGUUCAAGCGACGAUCAUACUAGAGGACACAAUAAAGGCCGAGUACUUGAGGAAUGAUUGGUGGUACUGGUCAUCGCCUUCAGCUGCUUGCAAAAUAUCUACCCUGUCUGCCCUUGCUCUCCGCUUAUAUGCCCUUGAUUCAGCCAUCUUGUAUGAGAAACACCUAGCUGAUGAAGAGGGCAUAAAGCCAGAAUGUAGAUCAGCGAAAGCAGCACCUCGGAGUUCCAAAUCAAGUAGUCCAAUUCAAAAGCUGCUUGAUUCAGAUCCCGCUGAGAAUCCAAAACCAAAAACCAGAUCCAGCAAGAGAAGAAAAGACUCUGGUGGUUGAAACGAUACGCCCCUUUUCUGAACCAAAGUGGAUUGAUCUUGUGCCUGCCCUGAUGACAUGGACGUGCCACUUUGAUUUUAAUGUUGGCCACCCUGAUUCAAGGAGUUGACGCCUCUGGCACAUUCCAGUAUUUUCAUAUACAUGGAUCUGCUUUUUGCCACCAGUUUUCCUUCCAUAUACAAAUUUAAGGCUUUUGCAUGCAUGUUACUUGAGAGUGGUACCCUGCAUUUUCCUCGCCGUCAUUUUUAAGCGGUGUGAAAAAGUUCUAUACAAAAUGGUGACCUAAGGAUAUCCAGAAACCUGUCAUUGGGUGGAGUAGCAGAAGGUCCGGUGCUCAUAAUUUCAAAUGGACGAUAUUUGUGCCCUUGAAAAAAAUAUAAAAGGUCAGUGACUAAGGUAAAACCGUAUCUAUAUGUACAAGCAAAGGUUUAGCAGUUGUAUGUUUGUAGGAUUGUAGCCAAUCAUAUGUAUAGAAAUUACAGAUAAUGUCUCAAGCUAUGCCUCCUCCCCCUGCUGAACAAUGUAAAAUUAGGUUGUGCCAUUGUAUUUUCUCUAAACAAGCCUAUCUUCUCAUUACCUUUUUUAACAUUUAAAAUACCACAACUACCCCCACUUACUUUAUUUAUUACACCUUUUCCACCUUAUUUAAUACACCCCACCCAUUUUCAUUAAGGGUAUUUUGGUAAACUUUCACCUUUUUUCAACUCUCCUUAAAAACCGCAAAAAAUCAAAACGAGAAGAUCUU